AUGCAAGACCCGGAACCGGAGUGGGACAAGGACAGCUUCGAUGGUUACGAAUGCUACGACCCUGAGGACCGUGAAAGCUUCUCCAACGACGAGGAGUACGAAGAGUUCCGCGAAUUUAAGUUCCAGGCCUGGAAGAAUAAGGGUUUUUAUGAAGAAGGUCCAUUCAGGUACAUCUUUCCCCUUACUGAUCUGGAACAACGUUUUAGAAACAUGACAACAAGGGAAUAUUUGGCGGAUAUUGCUUCCUUGUGUGUUAAGAAACUCAACGAGGAGAAGGAUGAACGUGUGUGUAACUUACUUAGGUCUGUGGAAUUUGUAAGUAUAGUGAGAGGCAAUCUAAAAGCAGGAGAUGGGUGGAAGCUUUACAUCACCUUUACGGCUCGAGAGUAUCUGGAUGGUCCACUCGUGGAGUAUCAAGCCAAGGCCAUGGAUUUUGCAGGAGGUGAAACACCUCCCUUCCCCAUUAUCUGCAGACCAGCUCCUUCCAUGUCCUAA
This is a messenger RNA of Brassica napus (rape), 495 nucleotides long. RefSeq lists its product as uncharacterized. The record is from RefSeq and is a predicted model, not a curated record. Lineage: Eukaryota; Viridiplantae; Streptophyta; Magnoliopsida; Brassicales; Brassicaceae. Bases 1 to 495 code for a protein of 164 amino acids. The transcript is spliced from 3 exons.